Messenger RNA from Musca domestica (house fly), 1244 nucleotides. Its product is annotated as peptidyl-prolyl cis-trans isomerase G. NCBI's taxonomy places the organism in Eukaryota, Metazoa, Arthropoda, Insecta, Diptera, Muscidae. The transcript is spliced from 4 exons. The coding region runs from base 109 to 1002 and encodes 297 amino acids. The record is from RefSeq and is a predicted model, not a curated record.
CAGAGGAUUUAGCAGCUUCAGAGCAGAGAGGGUUCCAAUGUUGUUUUAAUUAUUAGAAAUCAAUUUAAAAGUUUUACCGUGAAAUAUUUCACAAAUUACCAAUAAAAAAUGGAUGAUAUAGAUUUAUACGAAGACCUGGAUGAAUUCCAAGAACAACAAGAACGGAAAUCCAAAGAAUUAAAAGAAGCUGAGGCAAAAUACCAAGAAGCUUUGCAAACUAUACACCAGUUGGAGGAUGAGAACAAGAGUUUAACAAAGAAACUACAUCGCAUAGAAUUAAGUUUUCAAAGUCUACUAGACACGGCACGCACUGAGAUAAGGCGCAAGGAUGCAGAAAUUGAAAGACUGCGAAAAGAGAAAGACGACAUCUGUUUUAGAAGAAGAGUUCCUACACAUUCAAAGAAUGUGGAACAAAAUCAAAGAAGUUCAGCGUCUGAACGAAGAGAUGAACAGCGUUGGCCAAAAUGUGAUGCAGAAAAGAAUCCUGCAAGAAAUGAAACUUCGGAUGAUAUUCAAGGAAAUCCUAACAAAAGACGCCUUGAUUCCAGUCCAACAAUUCCCAGUGACAAGAGACGUAAUACAAACGAUGAAUAUCAUCGUAAUACAGGGAAGAUUUCUGCACAAGAUGCAAGCUAUAGUUCUAGAUGUAAGGAUAAAAAAGCUGAAGUAAGUCCAGUUCGCCAAAGUUAUAAAGAAAAAUAUUGGGAACGACGGGAUGAACGGGAUAGAAGAUCACAUCACUCGCCAUCAUCGAAAAGGAGAAAUGAUUGCCGCAAAAGAAGUCCAGAUCACAGGGAGCAUCAGCGUUCACAUCAUAGAGAUUGGGAAACAAAAAAUAAAUCUGAUUAUGAGCGAGAAAAUGAAUACAAACGUUCCCACUCACAUCGCAGUGAUUCCAGAAAGACAGAAAACCACUGUCACAGCAGAUGGAGACUCCAACAGAUCUACAGAACACUUGCAUUCUUCAAAAGUCAAAGAGAUGAAGAAUUUAGGAUCCAGUGAAUUGAGGGGACAUGGAACCCCACCAACAUUAGAAUCCAACAACCGAAUCCCCAGCGAUAAUCAAAGUAGCAUAAAUGAAUCAGACAAUAAACCGGAAAAAGACCUUCGAAAAGAAGAGGAAAAAAGCAAAUGUUUCGUGGCGAAAAACAAUGAAAUAAAUCCCGAAGAAGGACCUCCCAAGGACAAUGUAGCAGGGUCUUCUAACAGGUGUAGAAAUGAUCAAAAAUCUUGUAAAAGUACUC